Eleginops maclovinus (Patagonian blennie) is the source of this 2180-nucleotide messenger RNA. Its product is annotated as protein wntless homolog. The transcript has 12 exons. Bases 65 to 1678 code for a protein of 537 amino acids. Gene Ontology annotation, cellular component: organelle membrane; endomembrane system. Gene Ontology annotation, biological process: Wnt protein secretion; intracellular protein transport; Wnt signaling pathway. Gene Ontology annotation, molecular function: Wnt-protein binding. Lineage: Eukaryota; Metazoa; Chordata; Actinopteri; Perciformes; Eleginopidae. The record is from RefSeq and is a predicted model, not a curated record.
CGAGCAGCAGAGCAGCUCUCAGCCUUUAGGGACUGCAGCCUCACUUAUCUAAAUACUCUUUAAAAUGUCAGGAGCCAUCAUAGAGAACAUGAGCUCUAAGAAACUGGUUUUCUUGGGAUUUUUUAUUCUUGGUUUCCAAAUUCUUUCCAUCAUGGUUGGGGCAUUAAUUGCUCCCAGUCACACCAGUGCCAUUCGCUACUUGGCCACAAAAUGUAUAAAUCGCUCCAGGGUGCGCGGCUGGCUCAUGCCGUGGGGAUCAAACCGGUGCCAGCAGGUCAAUAGUUUCAACGAGCCUCUGGCAAAAACACUGGAUGCCAACGACAUCGUUUUCGCUGUGCACAUACCCCUCCCCAACAACCAGAUGAGCCCCUGGUUCCAGUACAUGCUGGCUGUUCUGCAGUUUGACAUUGCAUUCAAAAUGAUCAAUCAGAUUGAAGAUGACGUCAUCAUCACCAUGGAUGCCGGCCUGGCAUACAGGGAUGAUGUGAUAUCUGAGUGGACCACAACGCAUCAAUCAGUGGAGCAGAGGCCCCUCAGGUGCACGUUUUCUGUCCCUAAGACAUAUGAAAACGAAGGCCGCUAUUAUCACUGUGACCCCAUACCAAUCAUGGAACUGGGAAGUGUGGCCCACAAAUAUUUCUUGAUCAACCUUCGCUUGCCGGUUAAUGACACAGUGAACGUUGGAAUUGGAGAAAUAAAGGACAUCCAUCUAGUGGGCAUCCACCAGAAUGGAGGCUUCACUAAGGUGUGGAUCAGCAUGAAGAUGGUGUUCACUCCCUGGAUAUUUGUGGCAUCAGUUUGGUACUGGCACAGGAUUGGCCUCAUGGCGAGACCUCCAGUCCUUCUGGAAAAGGUGAUUCUUGCUUUGGGCGUCUCCAUGACGUUCCUGAAUGUUCCGCUGGAGUGGCUUUCUCUGGGCUGUGAGUGGACCUGGAUGCUGCUGUUUGAAGAUGCUCAACAGGGCGUCUUCUACGUCACUCUCUUCUGUUUCUGGAUCAUCUUCUGUGGCGAACACCUCAUGGACCAGAGUCACAGGAACCGCCUGUCAGCGUACUGGUGGCAGGUCGGGCUGGUGAUGUUCGGCUCAUCUCUUUUGCUCGUGUUGGACCUGAGUGAAAGGGGGGUUCAUUUGAACAACCCUUUCUACAGUGUUUGGGCAUCAGAAAUCGGGACAAAUAUUUCAAUAACCUUCAUCCUCGUGGCAGGGAUUUCUGUUGGUCUCUAUUUCCUCUCUUUGUGUGGCAUGGUGCGUUGUGUGUUCAGGAACAUUGGUGCGAAAAUACAGCAAUUUCCCGCAAUACCCGAGGCUAGGAGACUGCACUAUAAGGGUAUAAUCUUCAGGUUCAAGUUUCUGAUGUUGGUAACUCUAGCAUGUGCAGCCAUGACGGUUAUCUUCUUCAUCCUUAAUCAAGUCAGUGAUGGUCACUGGCACUGGGGAGACUACACUCUGCAGGUCCAGAGUGCGUUCCUCACAGGGGUCUAUGGCAUGUGGAACCUGUAUGUUUUCACCAUCAUCUUCCUCUAUGCACCCUCCCACAAGCACAGGAGAAACAAGUCAGGAGAUAUUCAUCAAACAGAUUUUCUGGAGAAGCCAGAGAGCCAGGAGACCCAGCUGACCUGUGGAGAGCAGGGGCCCACAGAGACAUACAGGAUCACAGGGAAGGUGGCUGAAGAAUAACUGAAGAAUAUUGCAUUCCUUUAUAAUUUGCAUUAGCAGUGCAAUUUCCGUAGAAUACCCAUGUACACUAAGUGACGAUUGAAACCAUAACGAUACAACCACAUUUAAAUUAAGAAGACUUCAGUGUCUUUGUGAACACUAACAUGGUUAAACAUAGAAAUGAUCUUUAAUUGCUAUUGAUAUGUGUCUAAAGAGAGCGUUAAUUGUUGUUUGGUUGUUCAAUUGUACAGUUAGGUAAUAUAAUGUUCCUAAAUAGGUGUCGGAGAAUUUGUAGUCUCAUAUUCAUUUGGAUUUUUAUUAGCAGCAUAAUACAUUUUCUUUUUUUAAAAAAUGUGGCUUUAGUUGUCUAAAUUAAAAUUCUUUCUCAAAGUAACAUUUUCAGUUCCCACAUCGAAUGCAGUACAACACAUUCACUGAGCAAUGUCAAUUGGAUUUUCACUCAUAGCAUGAGCAUUUUCUGAAAAUAUUAAAGUGAAAGGGAUUUGAGGUUUUCAAAUUCCAA